This is a messenger RNA of Hipposideros armiger (great roundleaf bat), 1161 nucleotides long. RefSeq names its product pregnancy-associated glycoprotein-like. The transcript has 9 exons. Bases 1 to 1161 code for a protein of 386 amino acids. NCBI's taxonomy places the organism in Eukaryota, Metazoa, Chordata, Mammalia, Chiroptera, Hipposideridae. Gene Ontology annotation, biological process: proteolysis. The record is from RefSeq and is a predicted model, not a curated record. Gene Ontology annotation, molecular function: aspartic-type endopeptidase activity.
AUGAAGUGGAUCGCGGUCCUCAGCCUGGUGGCCUUCUCAGAGUGCUUAGUCACAAUCCCUCUGACGAAGAUCAAGUCCAUGCGAGAAAAUCUCCGGGAAAAAAACCUGCUGAAAAAUUACCUGGAGAGGCAUCCUUACAGACUGACCUACAAGUUUCUUCAGAAACAACCGGACUCAGGAAUACCUUUUGAACCCAUGCGCAACUACCUGGAUCUGUCCUACAUUGGCACCAUCAAGAUUGGAACCCCCCCUCAGGAGUUCAGGGUCAUCUUUGACACGGGUUCAGCUGACUUAUGGGUGCCCUCCAUCUACUGCUCCAGCCAGGCCUGUGCUAAACACAAUCUCUUCAACCCUUGGCUGUCUUCCACCUUCUGGGAAACGGGCCAACGCAUCAUGCUCAGCUACGGCUCUGGGAUUGUGAAGGGAUUUCUCGGCUAUGACACUGUCCAGAUUGGGGGCCUUGUCGACGUGUCCCAGGCAUUUGGCCUGAGCCAGACGGCGUCCAUCCAAUCCUUAGAACAUGGGGACUUUGAUGGCAUCCUGGGCCUGAGCUACCCCAGCAUCGCCCUCCAAGGGGCCACCCCUGUCUUCGACAACCUAUGGAAACAAGGCCUCAUUUCUCAGAAGCUUUUCGCCUUCUACUUGAGUAGCCACGAGAAGGAGGGCAGCGUGGUGAUGUUCGGCAAGGUGGACCCAUCCUACUACAAGGGAGACCUGAAGUGGGUGCCAGUGACCAAACAUGGCUACUGGCAGAUAGCCAUGGACAGCAUCUCCGUGAACGGGAAGGUUAUUGCUUGUGAGGGCGGCUGCCAGGCUGUCGUGGAUACCGGAACCGCAUUGCUGUUUGGCCCAAAAGACCCUACCCUCAACAUCCUGAAGAUCAUCAACGCCCAGCGCACCAACACUGGCGAGCACGUCGUCGACUGUAACACCACCAACACCCUGCCUGACGUCAUCUUCACCAUCAAUGGCGUCAAGUACCCAGUGCCAGCCACAGCCUAUAUCCAGAAGGUUGACUCUGACCUCUGCUACAGCAACUUUGAAAGCACCUCACUCGACUUGGAUCUCUGGGUCCUGGGUGACGUCUUCCUCAGGCUGUAUUUCACCGUUUUCGAUCGAGAAAACGACAGGAUUGGCCUGGCUCCUGUGGUGUCAGUGUAA